Zophobas morio is the source of this 711-nucleotide messenger RNA. RefSeq lists its product as uncharacterized. The transcript has 6 exons. Lineage: Eukaryota; Metazoa; Arthropoda; Insecta; Coleoptera; Tenebrionidae. The record is from RefSeq and is a predicted model, not a curated record. Bases 133 to 711 code for a protein of 192 amino acids.
UUAAAAACAAAGAAUUUAAACACAACAAAGUACAUUCCAUGUCACGAUAACGUUACUAACCCUAAAGAACUUGCAACUGAAAAAAAUAACCAUUUCUCAACCCAAAAAACGCCUCCGAAAGAACUUCAGAAAAUGCUUUUUUCUGAAAAAAAAAGAUCUUUGCAGCAAACAAGAUACCACACACCCAGUACCCAAGCUCGAAGGAGUUUGAUCAAACUCGAGCCCAACGAAGAACCAAAUUGUUACGAUCUCCUAGAACGGAAAUCUUCGGCGAUUACAUGCGGGGAAGUGACGAGUAGUGAACAAUAUUUUACCAGGAAUCGAGGAGUGGUUCAAACUUUGCAGUUUAAUGCUAUAAAGACUGAAAAAGAAAAAGACUCAACAAAGGUUGAGGAUAAAAGAAGAUUUUCUUUUCUCUCGCCUCUUUUAUCAAUUCCUGAACCUUCAGAUGUUUUAAAAAAACCUGCAAAAGCGCUAGCAACGGGAGUAAGCGCCGAACACUUAGUAAACUUAGCGGUGGAAAAAAUCAAAAAAAUUGCCUCUCAAGACGCAGACGCAUUGUUUUACUUAAACUUAUUGCUAAAAUAUUUUUUGGUGUUUUCACCAGUAAUAGUUUUUUGCAACUCGCCGGCAGCAAACGACUUUAAUAAGGUUAGAUUUCCCCCACAUCUGAAGGUGGGCGUCCGCAAUAAGGAAGAAGGAAAUCAAUGA